CUGCGUCACUGUGCCUCUUUCUCUGCACACCAGACACAUCCAUAGACAUGGCUCCGUGAGACGGCACAUGGCGGCCAACAGCCAUGAACCAAAAAAAUAACUCACCAAAAAAAUAACAAAUGCAUCUGUAACAACCCGAUUUAAUUUCUUUUGGAUUCUGCAACUCCAAAAACCAACAACGACAACGUUUAGACCAUUAACUCACAGUUUCAGGGGAGGCGCUACUUGCAAUCCCCAUUAGGAACCGUUCAUUUUUUUUUACGAUUUAAAAAAAAAGCAUUUUAGUUUAAUCUGUUUUAAAGCAGCCGUCAUGGGCGUGCAAGGUUUCCAAGAAUACAUUGAAAAGCACUGCCCAAGUGCCGUAGUACCGGUGGAGCUUCAGAAGCUAGCUCGGGGGAGCCUGGUUGGGGGCGGCAGGCAACGACCGCCCCAAAGUCCGCUCAGGCUUCUGGUGGAUGCCGAAAACUGCCUCCACCGGCUCUACGGCGGCUUUUACACCGACUGGGUGAGCGGAGGCCAGUGGAACCACAUGCUAGGUUACCUGGCUGCUCUCGCCAAGGCCUGCUUUAAUGGCAACAUUGAGCUCCUGGUAUGCUUCAAUGGCGCCCUGGAGAAAGGCCGUCUUCACGAAUGGGUCAAGCGACAGGUGAACGAGAGACAGACAGCGCAGCAGAUUGUCAGCCACGUCCAGAACAAGGGGACCCCACCACCAAAGGUCUGGUUCCUUCCCCCGUUGUGCAUGGCCCACUGUAUCCGACUGGCACUCCUCAGGUUUCACAUCGGGGUGGCCCAGAGCAUUGAGGAUCACCAUCAGGAAGUGAUAGCCUUAUGCAGGGAGAAUGGGUUUCACGGCUUGGUGGCCUACGACUCUGACUACGCCUUGUGCAACAUCCCCUACUACUUCAGUGCCCAUGCUCUGAAACUGAGCCGAAAUGGCAAGAGCCUCACCACCAGCCAGUACCUGAUGCACGAAGUUGCCAAGCAGCUCGAUCUCAAUCCAAAUCGCUUUGUCAUAUUCGCUUCACUUUUAGGUAAUCACAUACUGCCUGAUGAAGACUUGGCUGCCUUUCACUGGAGUCUACUUGGGCCAGAGCACCCAUUAGCAUCACUGAAGGUACGCGCGCACCAGCUUGUGCUCCCUCCGUGUGACGUGGUAAUCAAGGCUGUGGCUGAUUACGUCCGUAACUUGCAAGAUAUCAACGACUUGGAAGCCAUUGCAAAAGACAUCUUCAAGCACUCACAGUCCAGAACCGAUGACAAAGUUGUUCGAUUUAAGAAAGCAGUGGAGUACUACUCCGCAGCCAGCAAGCCCCUUCAGUUCUCUCCCUAUUUAGUCAGACCAAAUCAGAUUGGAGUGCCUGCUGCAGUGCCACAAUAUGUACCUCCACAGAUGCUGAACAUUCCACAGAUCCCCCUCCCUGUGAAGUCUGGGGUCCAGCAGCUGCCUGGCCAGAAUGCCUACUCCACCCCACUGGUCGAGGCCGGCCUGGCUCUGGAUCCAGUGGGGAAAGGCCUCCCGGAUCAGAACAGCUUCAGCAACAUUCCUCACGAGGGGAAACACACGCCGUUGUACGAGAGGUCCUCUCCCAUCAACCCCGCCCAGGGCAGCAGCCCCAACCACACGGAGCCCGCCUUCUUCACCACCUCCUCCACGUCCUCCUCCUCCGAGGCCGAUGACAACACGGGCACCACCGCCAACCAUAUAAGUGACCAUAAAGGAGGCUGGGACAAAGCCGGAAGUCAGUCUGCAAGCAUACCAGAGGGUGAUACGGGAGACCACAUUAAAGUGGAGGACGCCUCGCUGACCUCUCCACUGGGCCCGGCGGGAGACGCCGGUCACCUGGGCAUCAACGCGCAGAUCCCCUCCCUCCUCUCCAUGCCCACCCGGAACCACAUGGACAUCACCACCCCCCCUCUGCCCCUGGUGGCCCCCGAGGUCCUGAGGGUGGCGGAGCACAGACACAAGAAGGGCCUCAUGUACCCCUACAUCUACCACGUCCUCACCAAGGGCGAGAUAAAGAUUUCCGUCACCAUCGAAGACGAAGCUAACAAAGACCUGCCGUCUGCGGUGCAACUGUACCGCCCCAUCCGUCAGUGUGUUUACGGAGUCCUCUUCAGCCUGGCCGAGGCCAAGAAGAAGGCUGAACGGCUCGCCAUGCGGAGGAACAGACUCCCAGAGUAUCCCCCCGUGAUCAUAAAAGAGUGGGCGGCCUACAAGGGGAAGUCGCCCCACACCCCCGAGCUGGUGGAGGCGCUGCCCUUCAGGGAGUGGACCUGCCCCAACCUGAAGAAGCUGUGGCUGGGCAAGGCUGUGGAGGACAAGAACCGGAGAAUGAGGGCCUUCCUGGCCUGCAUGCGCUCCGACACCCCGGCCAUGCUGAACCCAGCUCACGUCCCCACGCCCCUUAUGGUGCUCUGCUGCGUUCUGCGGUUUAUGUUACAAUGGCCAGGAGUAAGAAUUUUGCGUCGUAACGAACUUGACGCUUUCCUAGCCCAAGCACUUUCUCCUAAACUAUAUGAACCUGACCAGCUGCAGGAACUGAAGAUAGACAGCCUGGACCCCCGUGGUGUCCAGCUGGCUGCCCUGUUCAUGAGCGGGGUGGACAUGGCUCUGUUUGCCAACGACGUGUGCGGCCAGCCCAUCCCCUGGGAGCACUGCUGUCCCUGGAUGUACUUCGAUGGCAAACUGCUCCAGAGCAAACUCAUCCGGGCCAACAGGGACAAGGCCCCACUCAUCGACCUCUGUGAUGGUCAGGCCGAAUUGGUCGCUAAAGUGGAGAAGAUGCGUCAGAGCAUCCUGGAGGGGCUGAACUUCGCCCGCCCGCCGCACCCUGUCCCGUUCCCGCCGCCCCACGGCAUGCCUUUCUACCCCCCCAACACUACUUUCUACCCCCCGCCCCCCAUGCCCCCGCCUCAGGGCCGGGGGAGAGGCAUGCCAGGCCUUCAAGCCAUUCCUUCACAGGGUGGGAAGCUGGAGAUCGCGGGCACCGUGGUGGGCCAGUGGGCCGGCACCCGGCGUGGGCGGGGCCGGGGGGGCUUCCCCAUACAGGUGGUGUCUGUCGGUGGACCAACAAGAGGUCGUCCAAGAGGUGUGAUUUCAACUCCUGUUAUAAGGACCUUUAGUCGAGGAGCCAAAUACCAUGGAAGAGGAUUCAAGAGUCAGGGAACAUACCAGAGCAAACCUGCAUAUGCUGCUUCGGCAAAUGAGGUGGGGAAAGAGAGGAAGAAGCCCAAGCCGGAGGAGGAGACGUCCCCCCCGCAGUCGUCAGAAGGGUCCACGGCCGAAAACGGUGUGGAGGGCCGAGAGGCGGACCAGCUGAAUGGGAACAACGAUGACGGCAGGGCUCCCAAACAACCUGAAAGUGCCUUGAGUUAUGACUCUAAAAUGUGCAAUACUAAUCCUCAUUUAAAUGCACUAAAUGCAGACAGCGAUUGCCACAGAGACGAAACUGUGGGUGCCUCUGUCUUAAAAAAAGAAGAGUAAACCUAUUUUUAUAGAGAGGGUGAUGGAUGAUGGAGGGUCUAGGGUCAGGGAUAUCUGGAAAGAUGGAAAGCCUACAGUCGAUGUACAUUUUUUCCUCGCCGUAAGAGAAAAAUGAGGACUUAUGAAAUUCGGAUCCCUCUUUAAAGACAGCAAGAUUAAGCAAGGAUAAUGUCUAUCUCUCGGUUCAAAAGGCAAUUAUACCAGUUACAGAUACAAUGCUACCAGUAUAAGGAGUAAGACAGUUCGCUCCCUCAUCACUGAUAUUAAACACGUUUCAAACUGGUUACGUGAACGUUUUUCUUUUUCUUGAAAUACUGAAGCCGAAAAAUGCUUUCAUUUGGCAGUCUUUAGUACUUAUAGGUUGAAAUACUCUUUCAGUACCUGGCACCAUAUAUUUGCCAUUGUAAUUGAUUUUGUGUUGUGUCACAGUAAAUGCUUUUGAGAAUUAAACACAUGAAAAAAGAGAAAAAACACAAAACCACAUUUCUCAAGUGGGUCAUCACUGUGGGUUUAUUGUGUUGGAAAAAAUGUGCAGAAUAAUUUCAAAAUUAAAUAACUGUAGAAUAAAUACUGCAGCUUAAGUUCUGAUGAUCUCGGUAUACGUCAUACUUUUAGCUAUAUAAGUAACAUGUCAAGAAACGGUUAUAAAUCACCGAAGAUGCAAAUGAUCUCAAAGAAGCUCCGAUACAUUUUGUGUCAGAAAUUGCCAUGCAUCAGUGAUCAAUGAAUAAUGUGGUUUCUUGAAUCAAAUGUAGAACAUUAGUACUACUGUUUCAGCUAAACUUUCUGCAUGGUUCAUAAUUUUAAAAGGUGUGUAGUUAUUAUGCAUGUUGUCCUUUUCUUCCAUUCUUACAAGUACUGUGCCCAUUUGCAAAAUUAAAAAAGGCUAAUAAUCAGUAAUAGUCCUAUAAAAGGUGUUAACUGUUUAGUCAGUAACUGAUUUGCUCUAACCUUAAAUUUUUGUGAUUAUUGACCUCUGUUGCAUUUAAUCAAAAAAAAAACUUACAAAAAAUUAUCUAGCCACUUUAAAUAUUGUUAACCCUGGUGUACUCAUUACUGUAUACAUUAUUGUUCUCUGUUGCUGUUUUAUGCAUUCAUAUUAGCAAAACAUCUCUGGAAAAAAGAAAAACCUCUCAAAAAAAGCUUUGAUCUUAAAUGACCCCCCUUUUUCGUAGCUGGAAAACAAGUCAGCAAAGACUCUUGACCUUCCCAUUGAGAGUUUAGCAUAAGCAAGUAAACCUGUAAUCAUUUUUGAUGUUUACUUUAGUGUUUUCAAACUUAUUGUACUUCUAAAACAGAAUCGUCACUUAACUUUUUUCAUCUAAUUCUCCUGAUGCUUUCCAUCACACAUUAGUGAUCAGAAAUACGGUGUAUUCCCCCCCCGUCCCCCGCCCGCAAGAGCUAAAUAGGUUACCUUGAUGUAAGUUGAACGGAGUUUCUACCUAACUCAUGGGUUGUAGAAGAAUGAACUACUGUUGGGAUUGACUGAUUGUUGAUGGAUUGUGGUGUGGUGUAUUUGAAGGCAGUUGAGUGCAACUUACAAUGCUUAAUAAAAGUCUUUAUUCUUUUAGUAUAA
Messenger RNA from Conger conger (European conger), 5060 nucleotides. Its product is annotated as constitutive coactivator of PPAR-gamma-like protein 1. The transcript has 17 exons. The record is from RefSeq and is a predicted model, not a curated record. The coding region runs from base 311 to 3484 and encodes 1057 amino acids. Gene Ontology annotation, cellular component: nucleus. NCBI's taxonomy places the organism in Eukaryota, Metazoa, Chordata, Actinopteri, Anguilliformes, Congridae.